AAAAUAGCCAGAGGUAUUUAUGCUAGACGAAUGUCGUUAUUCUGAAUGACCUGACUCUGGUCUCGGUUCACAAUGAGUAAUAGAGAACAUGGGAUAAUGUGCUGAAUGCUGUAGAGACGUCGAAAGCCGGGAUGAGAGUUGUAGUGCGGGUAGCUACGUAGGAUCGCGAUUCACAGGGUAGGCCGGCUGUCCUCUCCUGCCUGCCGCCACUCUUCCCCCUUUGCCUCCAUCCCCCAUCACUCCCCGCCUUCCCCGUUCUCGUCCAUUCUCCCGCUCGACAGUCAUCCAAUACCUUGUCAACCCACCCUCUCCUCGUCACUCGCAUCCUUCGACGCCACUACACUCCCUUCGGCGUCUCUUUUCGCUCCACACCGACUCACAGAAUCAACCGCAACCGGCUUUCGCGGAUGGCUCCCCGCGUCACCCUUCUCACCUCCACCAACGGCAACAGCACCGCAAGGACAUGGUCUACGCUUGAACAAAGCGGUUCUGGCGUCAGUGCUAAUGGCACGGACACCCAAAUGGACGUCGACGAGGUUGACGAACUAUCCGAAAUGGAUGAAGCGGACAGCCUCGAAGUCGACGAGCUCGACGAGUCAGACAGCGGCCCACAGGACUCCCAGCCACAAUGGGAGACAAUAUCCUCUGCUUCUGCUAGUGCCGCUCCUUCUCCGAAGGCCAGCGCGAAGAAGCCGCGCCCAAAGCCGCCCACCACUCGCCAACCUGGCCAGACAAUUGUACCCAUGUCUCGCAUAGAAGCUAUGGUCUCCACGGAUCUCUCUCAACACGGCACUCCGUCGAAAGAAGCCGCAUUCAUUAUCUCCCUGGCCACAGAGGAAUUCAUCCGGCGCUUGACCCGCGUUGCUCAUACCCGUUCCCGUCUCGACAAACGUAUGUUAACAACAUACAAUGACUUCGCGGAUUCUGCCCAUUAUUUUGAAGAGUACAAGUUCUUGCAAGAAAUCAUUCCGCGGCCGCUUUCCCCGAAGUCUGCCCUCGUGGAACGCAAGCGCAUCCUUGAAGAACAUGAUGCGCUCCUCAAUGGUCUCAACAUUGUCAGUCCCGACAGCAAGACUAAACCUGGACAGACAUCUGCAUCAACGUCGAAGGCUUCUACACCUGUACCCAAACUGACCAAAGCAAGAAGUGCGAGCAGCAGUGCUAACGGAAGGUCAUCAAAAUCAAAGAACGCUGGCACGGCAACAUCUGCACCGGUUGUACGGAGCCAAAGGCAGAAGAACAAGAAAGCACGUCUUGCUCAAGAAGCCGUAUCUUCAGCGGAACCUACCGCAGAUGUCAACUCGCCUGCCCCGUUACCUGCCCAGAAUGGGCAUGCAACUGGAGAUCCCAAUGGUGUUCAUGGUUCCAAUAACUCUAGCAGGAGUAGUAGCAUGAAAAUUAAGAUUUCUCUUCGACCGCCGUCCACUACUCCAACAGCAGUGCCUGUGGACGCAGUAUCUCAAAAUACAGUCCUUCCUCUUGGCCCGCCCUCGAGAGCCUCCUCCACGGGUACCCCGGAGCGACAGCAUUCUCAGCAGCUCAACGAGAGUACCGAUAAGCCGCUUCGGUUUGAAGAAGACGCAAAGUCUGGUACAGGGAGCAACAACCUCAAUGGAAAGACUGGCGGCGUUCAGUUCGCACCCGUCAAUGUCGAGACGACCGAUCAGCCCCUAUGGAACCGCGUACCUUUACCACCGCCGCCGUCAGCGAAAGUCACUACCUCCCUCGAAGUGCUGAAAAAUGGUACUAUGACUACCGACCUCGACACCGCUGUGGAGCAAGCACGGAAUGUCAGGGCAGCGAAACCACGGUCCGCGCGACAGGAUGCCAGCAACGGUCUUCCGCGAGAUGAGCAGAAGGUAGCUACGAACGGUGCCGAACUCGAAGAUUCUGCACCUCCGCCGAAGAGGGCUAGACAGCGGCGCCGCUCUGGAGAGUCGACAUCCAGCAAGGGAGGCCUACGCGAUGCGUUGAAUGGCACUAUACCAAAUCCUGGACGGACGAUAUACUCUCAGCGGUGAAGGGACGCUCCUGCUUGCUGAUAUCUGGGAUCGCAAAUAAGCGAGCAGGACUGCCCAUUUGGUGGAGGAGCCAAGACUUAAUUCAUGGUGAGCUUGUAACUCAACUUUGCCAGGCAGAAGACUGGGAUGAACGGAAUGUGCCCAUCCGAACGCUGGUCCUCGUAAAAGUACUUGUUUUAUUAUUUCUGUCCUUCUCAUCCCUUCCGUGUUUUAAAACGUCAUUUUGUUAGUUCCGACUUUCUCUGGUCAAAAGUGUGUAUGCACGCAUUGGUCAAAAGUUUGACAUCCAAAACUUCACGUUUCCUUCCGUUUCCACAUUCAGACAUACAGAGACACAUAUGCAUACAUACAUACAUUUGCACAUAUCAUUGCACUCACCCACCUCGAUUUCUACACUCUGCGUUUGUCCUAUGUUUCAAUUCCGCGAUACAGCUUGUUAUACACUGUGUAUUUCCACCUCCUUUCCCUCCUGUCACCGACUGGAAUGACGUUGCCGCUUACCUACCUAUCCUCCC
Fomitiporia mediterranea MF3/22 is the source of this 2536-nucleotide messenger RNA. RefSeq lists its product as uncharacterized. The record is from RefSeq and is a predicted model, not a curated record. The transcript has 5 exons. NCBI's taxonomy places the organism in Eukaryota, Fungi, Basidiomycota, Agaricomycetes, Hymenochaetales, Hymenochaetaceae. Gene Ontology annotation, molecular function: protein heterodimerization activity. Bases 408 to 2021 code for a protein of 537 amino acids.